AUGAAUGAGGCAAAAGAUGGUCCCAGCACAAAUGAAGAAUUGGAUGAGACAGGACCUCAGGAAGUUCCUGACCAAAAUGUCAAUGAAAGUGAGGAAACCAAAGUUUCGGAAACUAAUGCUACAGAUGAAACAGAACUUCCCAAAACUGAAGAAAGUCAAAGUGAGGAACCACCAGCCUCUGUUCAAGAACAAUCUCCAGUCCAAACUGAGACAACAGAAGCUAAGGAUGCAGAUGCUUCUGAUGCAGCUGCAACCACUGGUGAUGAGUUUGUAAAAGAUGAUGAUGACAAAACCGAAGCUACAGAAGAAUCCAAAGCAGACGAGAGUCAAAAUGUGACAUCAGAAAAAACAGAUGAGGAUGAUAAACAAUCUGAAAAAGAAACUGUGAAUUCUGAUGAUGUUGUUGUUGAAAGUUCGGAAAUGAAAGAGGAAGAUGCUAUUACAUCAGAUAUACACAAAGUUAAAAAGAAAAAAGAAAUAUCAAUCAAAUGGCAGGAGGAAGUUGAAAUUACUGAUGAAGAUGUUUUAUCAGAAGAAGCCAAGAGCAAAGAAGAAAGUGAAGGUGACCAAGAAACCAAGAAUAUACAAAUGGAAAAUGUUGAUAUUGAAAGUAGAUUUCCUGAGCAGAUUUUGCCAGGAAUAAAGGAAGCUGAUGAAAGUGACACUUCGAAGGAGGAACCUAGAGAAGUUUUACGUCCAGACAGCCCAAGUGAGCAGCAAGAAGAAGAAAUGGAAGGAAAGUUAGAAAGUGAAGAUGCUCUUUCUACAGACACUACUCAUGACCGAGCCAAACUCAUUGAACAAUAUCAGCAAUGCAUUUCAAUCCGUGACCAACUGCAACAGCAGAAUGCACAAAUUCAGCAAAAGUUGGCUGAAUUCUUCAAGAAAAAGAAACCCGAUGAUAACCGUGCUGAUAAGGAAGCAAAAAACCUAUCCGAUCUUGAGCAACGUUACCUGAAGCUGAUGGCUGAAAUUGAAGACUUGCAAGAGAAGCAGGAAAUGGAGACCAAUGCCCAAAUUCAGCGAACGGAAGAACUGGAAGAGCAAUGUGCAGAGAAGAAAGAACACGUGAAUGCUGACCAACGAAAACUGCAAGAGAUGAAGAGGCAAGUGGCUCAACAUGCCAUAAACAGUCGGACAGGAAAACCAAUGCCGGAGAAGGACAUUGAUCAAUAUUUGGCAAAUGAAGCAAAAAAAGAUGCAGAAUUGGAGAAUGUUCGCCUGGAAAACAUAAAACUCAAAAACAAAUUGAAGAAAAAGGAACUGCAACUGAAAUCUAAGGAAGAACUUGCUGAAGGUCUUCACCUGAUUGAUUUUGAGCAGCUGAAAAUAGAAAAUCAAACUUACAAUGAAAAAAUUGAGGAACGCAAUGAGGAAUUGCAAAAAUUGCGCAAGAAAAUCAAGAGCACUGUGGAAGUACAGACACAUAUGAAAGAGAAGUUGCAGUUCAUUGAAGUGGAAAAUGAAGUGCUGUAUAAGGAACUGCAGGAGAUUGAAGCUCAAGUGGCACAAAAAAGAGAUGAACUAAGCCGUACGAAACAAAUGCGUGAUGCCUUGAAACGCAGCAACACAGAUUUACGCAAAAACUGUGGCCUUUUGGGAAAUCAGCUGUUGUUGCGAAAUUUUGAAGAUCAGAAGGAUGAGAAUGCAAAAUUACUGCAAAAAUUGGAGAAUCUCAAAAUGAGAUUUGCGGAGUACACAAUGCAAGCAAAGCAUGUGCAACACAAAAUUGAUCAGGUAACACAGCAACGACUUGCUUAUCAAAAGUGA
Molecule: messenger RNA, 1770 nt
Organism: Acanthosepion pharaonis
Lineage: Eukaryota; Metazoa; Mollusca; Cephalopoda; Sepiida; Sepiidae
Source: the annotation of a GenBank genome assembly